Caenorhabditis briggsae is the source of this 1449-nucleotide messenger RNA. Gene Ontology annotation, biological process: transmembrane transport. Gene Ontology annotation, cellular component: membrane. Gene Ontology annotation, molecular function: transmembrane transporter activity. The record is from RefSeq and is a predicted model, not a curated record. The transcript is spliced from 5 exons. The coding region runs from base 1 to 1449 and encodes 482 amino acids. NCBI's taxonomy places the organism in Eukaryota, Metazoa, Nematoda, Chromadorea, Rhabditida, Rhabditidae.
AUGUGGUAUGACAUAAAUCGGUUUCACAUUUUGGCUUUCAUAACUUGGCAGUUUGCCAACUAUUUUGCUGGACAGAAUAUAUUCGGAAUCUAUUCAAACAAUGUUCCGAAAUGGAGAUGUGGAAAUUCAGAACCAACUAGUGACUGUCAAAUUUAUACUUCCUGCAGAAGUAAUUUAACAUUUGUCGAUCCACCGUUCAACUCAGCCGCCAUGGAACUUAACUGGAUAUGUGGAUUGUCUACCUGGAAUCAGGCAUUUUUCUCCCAAAUUCAAUUCGCCGGACUUCUAGUCGGUACACUAUUUUUUGGAACACUUUCUGAUCGAUUUGGAAGAAAACCUAUUGGAAUUUUGGUGAUUUCCAAUGGAAUAUGUUCUACUUUUGCCAGUGGAUUGGCUCCAACAGCUACUGUAUUAUUUGUAUUGAGAUUCUUCGUUGGUCUUUCAAUUGGUGGAAUGCUUGUCGUUUUGUGUGCUUGGAUUAUGGAAGUGAUUCUACCACAACAACGAAUGGUUGUACGUGGAUGUUUCAAUUGGGGAUGGACCAGGAUCGCUUUGACUGUAGUCUGUUAUUUCACUCGAGAAUGGCGACUUGCCUCUUUCACAACAGCUAUUACUUUGGUUCCUGCUCUACUCUUGGUCAUUUUUGUGAUCCCAGAAUCUCCAGUUUGGCUUCACAGCAAAGGAUUCAAGUCGAGAAUGAUUCAAAGUGAAAUGCACAUUGCUCGUGUGGCAGGCAUUCCGUAUGCCCCAGUAGAACAUAAAGUUCUUCGUCCGAAAGGAUUGAUAGAGACUCUGAAGACGAAAGGAAUGUUCAAAACGUUAUCAGUGUUAUGGUCCAUGUGGUUUAUAGUGGCCAUUUGUGGUGGAGCAAUUGAUCUGAAUUCUGGAAAAUUGUCUGGAGAUUUGUACUUAAAUCAGAUGCUUUUUGGAAUCCUUCUCGUGUUUUCCAAAAUGUUACUACUUUAUGUGGAUACCAAUUUUCACAAUUUCAAAAGAAGAACACUUCACCAAGGAUCUCUAAUUGGAACACUUAUCUGCGUCGUUAUCAUGGCAUGUUAUACUAUGUCCGAUUAUCAUGGUGUGGCUGUUCUAGUAACGUAUCUAAUUGGAACAGUAUUCAUUGAAUACACUUGGGAUGCAUGUUAUCUGUGUGCUGUUGAACUGGUUGAGACGCCAUCCAGAGCCAGUGCCACUGGUUCAUGCUCACUGGCAGCUCGAGUCGGAAUGAUUUUGGCUCCAAUCCUCACGAAUGCGAAUUUAUGGUGGCCGUAUUCAGUGAGUACCACUGUCAUGGUUCUCGGAACAUCAAACCUGCUAGUCUCUUACUUUUUCUUGCAAGAAUCGAAAGGUGUCAACCUAGACGAUGUUCACACGGAUGAUAGCAUUCAGUUGCAAGAUGUUCAUGAACUUCGGGAAACAGAAGCAAUGGUUCAAAAAGUUAGAGAUUAG